AAUGCUAAAUGGAUUAAGAAGUGGUCAAUAUUUGUCUUGACAUCAACCCUGAAAAAUAAGUUCAUAAUCAUAUCCAAAUUAUUCGUUAAAUAAUGUUAAUAUACGAUGCUAAUUUAUCUUAUAGUCAACCAAAAAGGUAAAUUCAGAUUGUUUAGGGGCAUAAAUGUAAAUAUAGAGGAUUGUAACUUUGAGAUUUAUGGUAGUUAUCAUACAUAAGCUGAGAAAGAGAGCCAAUUGUUAUUUUCUAACAUUGCUCUGCUCAAAGACAACGGAUCUCUCUUCUUCUUCUUCGAAUCUUUUUUUUUUUUCGAUUUUUAAAUCUUCUCAAAACACGAUACAUCUUUCCUUGAAUUUAUUAGAAGAUUUUCUAGAGACUUUUUGAGCUAUUCUUGUGGAAAUAAUUUAAAGAUAUGGGAGAUGAAGAUUGGAUAGAAUUGAAGUUCAGACUCGCAGAUGGCACUGACAUUGGUCCAAGCAAAUAUAGUCAACUCAUGACUGUUGCAUCUCUUAAAGAGAAAAUCAUUGCACAAUGGCCUAAAGACAAAGAAAACGCACCAAAGUUGAUAAAUGAGGUUAAGCUCAUCAAUGGUGGGAAGAUACUGGAGAACAACACAACACUUUCUGAAGCAAGGUCAUUACCUAUUUGUGAACUUCCUGGAAUUGUAACUACAAUGCAUGUUGUUCUUCGUCCUCCUCUCUUUGAGAAGAAAAAAGAGAAACUGCAGAAUGAUCCUCCAAUGAAGAGUCACUGUGUAUGCUGCAUUUUGUAGCUCCACUUAGAGAUUUUUGAUCCUUUUACAUAAUUUAUUCCAUUGGAAAAAACUUUACAUAGCUUCAAGUCUUCAACAUGGAUCUUCAUUACCAGAAUGAAUUUGGUUUUUUCUUUUCUUUUUCUUCUUCAUUGUUUAUCAAAAAUGGCUUGAGAAAAAUUACUGUGUUGUUGAAGAUUGAGUUAUUGUAUAAAUUUGUUCAUAGGAGUGAAAAGCAAUUAAACAGGAGUUACUUGGUAAUGAAAGGACAUGUUAUCAUAA
This is a messenger RNA of Arabidopsis lyrata subsp. lyrata, 1031 nucleotides long. RefSeq names its product membrane-anchored ubiquitin-fold protein 5. Lineage: Eukaryota; Viridiplantae; Streptophyta; Magnoliopsida; Brassicales; Brassicaceae. The record is from RefSeq and is a predicted model, not a curated record. Gene Ontology annotation, molecular function: protein binding. The coding region runs from base 411 to 770 and encodes 119 amino acids. The transcript is spliced from 3 exons.